Messenger RNA from Rhizophagus irregularis DAOM 181602=DAOM 197198, 3035 nucleotides. RefSeq lists its product as uncharacterized. Gene Ontology annotation, biological process: intracellular protein transport; Golgi organization; retrograde vesicle-mediated transport, Golgi to endoplasmic reticulum. The record is from RefSeq and is a predicted model, not a curated record. Gene Ontology annotation, cellular component: COG complex. Lineage: Eukaryota; Fungi; Glomeromycota; Glomeromycetes; Glomerales; Glomeraceae.
UUAUAUUGUAUAUAUAUAAUAUAAAACAGAUGACGACAAUAACACCGCAAUUAUCUUCUACAACAUCAGAAGCAACUUUAGGAAGAGAAGAAACAUUGCCACCAGUACUAACGACAACAUCGACGACCUCCGGGAAAUCUAUAGAUUUUUCUGGAUUCUUAACUAAAGAUUUUAAUGUCAAAUCAUGGAUUAAUGAAGCGUUAUCUGUUGCUGUCUCCAACUCUAAUUCUGUAAUAGAUCACGUAGAUAAUAAGAAACCUCGAGAAUUUGAGUUAUUAGAAUUAGAAAAACAUACUUCAACUCUUAUAGAAAAACUCCAAUUUCUAAAUCAGGAAAUUUCAAAUAGAUUGGAAAGAACCGUUGAAGAUGUUACUAAGUCUAUGCCACGUAUUAUAACUGAUUUACAAGUUAUGCAAGAAGAUGCUACGAAAUUAAAAUCUGGAGUGUCUUUAGUAAAAUCGCAAUUGAAUAAUGUAGAGGAAGGCACAGAAAAAGCUUUGGAUAGAUUAAAAUAUUUAGAUUUAGUUAAGACCAGAAUGGAAGCUUCUAGGGAUGUUUUAAAGGAAGCUGAAAAUUGGAGCAAUUUAGAACAAGAAGCAAGUAAUAUAUUUGCUUCCCAAGAUUAUCAAAAAGCUAGUGCUAGAUUAAUGGAAGCUGAAAAAAGUUUAGUUAUCUUUCAAAAUACACCGGAAUAUGAGGAAAGAAGAAAACUAUUAACGGAAUUACAAAAUCAACUGGAAGCCACAGUUAGUCCACAGCUAGUUAAUGCGUUAAAUCAGCAUGAUAUUAGCGCCUGUCAAAAAUUUUAUCAAAUAUUCAAUCAAAUAGGGAGAAAGAAAGACUUUAGUAAUUAUUAUUAUGGGUCAAGAAAAGCUCCUCUUGUGAAAAUGUGGCAAUAUGCUUUAUUAACUGAUAUUCCUCCUUCGCUUUCCGGAGCUGUAGGAAAUGUUGUUGGAGGUGGUGGAUCGGAUUCGUUUAAUAACGAACCAACAUCUCCAAAAUCUCCAACAACGCAGAUACAUCUUCAACGGCAAUUCCAGCCGCAAUUUCCGAAAAAAUUUACAGAAUUCUUGCAAGAAUUUUAUGACAAAUUGUUUGUUAUACUUAAUCAGGAACAUACUUGGUGCGGUAAUGUAUUUCCCGAUACGAAUGAGACUUUAAUGUCUUUAAUUGAAAAUAUUUUUAAUUCAUUAAAGCCUUCUUUGAGCGUAAGAUUGACAGGUUUAGUUGAGUUCUAUAAAGAAGAAUGUCUUCCAGAAAUUAUUAAUGCUUGGGUUAUUAGUGAGAGUUUUGGGAGACAAAUGGAAAAAGUUUUAUUUAAUCCCAUACAGAUCAGUUCUGGAAUGAGUUCAAGUAUUAAUGGUGCGGGUGGAAAAAGUACAAGUGUGAGCGCAUUGACAAGUGCAUCUGUGAGUGGGAAAUCUCCGUCUAGGGCUAAUUUAAUUACGUGGGGGAAUGUUGUGUUUGAACCAUUUUCUGAAUAUCAGCAUGAUUAUUCAGAAUAUGAAAAAAAUUAUCUCAUCAUUUUACUCAAAAAGACAAUCUCAGAGAAGAAAAAAAAAGCGGGGACAUCAGAUUUAGCAAAAGUCAUGUCUGAGAUUAUCGGUGAAAUAUUUACGAUGUCCGAAUCUGCAUUAGAAAGAUGCAUGAAACUAACUUACGGAUUUGGCGGUAUUGGAUUAAUAGAAGUGUUGAAUUUUUUCUUUAUCUCUUUUAUUAAAGAAUAUCAAAUACUACUUGAACAGUUGAGAUUAGAUUGUGGUUUGGAUGGAAGUCUUGGUGGGAUAGGUAACUUAGCAGGAACAUCAGCUUUGGAUAAGGAAGAAAACGGCUCAGUCAAUGAUUAUUUUGAUUUCGAUCAAGAUAAAUUACAACAAGAAGACUGGUCAAAUUUUCAUAUUGGAUUAAAAUUAUUAGCAACUUGUAGAAUAACUUCGGAACGAUUAAGUGAAGUUGAAGAGAAAGUAAAAAAUAAUUUAAUAAAAGUUAAAGAUUUAUUAAUGCUUGAAUCUCUUGAUGAUGAUUUAGAAUGGUAUGAAAGAAGAUCUUCUGUUACUUCUUCAUUAGAAGGUCAGAAUAAAAAAUCCAAUUCUACAGGAACACAAUCUUCACUUCUUCUUCUUCGUCAAUCUCCAUUAAAUUCUUAUAAUUUGAACGAACUUUUAACAAAUAUUGAGACCAAACAGAUUUUAUCACCUUCUAUUAAAUCUGUAGAAACAUUUAUUCGUUUAUGUCAAAGAUUUGUUUUUGAUACAAUAUUUCUUCCUAUAGCAAAUCAUCUUACAAAUUUACCUAAUAUGGAAGUGUGGAAUAGCGUUGUUGAAAAAGCAAAAAUUUCGCCUUUUAAAAUACAGAUUCCUACAUUUAGUUUACAACCAAAUGAAUAUAUUACGAGGAUUGGUGAACAUUUAUUGACUUUGCCGCAACAAUUCGAAGUUUAUGCCGAUGAUAAGAGUUUAGCAUUUUCAAUCAAGUCUUUACCUUAUAGUGAUGAAAAACCUAUUCAAGAGAAAGAGGUAAAGGAUUUAAAAGAGGAUAAAAAGGAGGGCUUAAUUACUGAAGAUGAUGAGGAAGUGAAAGCGACAUCAUCUAUUACAAUAGCAAAUGAAUCUAAUAUUAUAACAGAAGAAAGCUCUGUUUCACAAUUAGAUGAUGAUGAGAUUUCUACAGAUGAAGUUACACACGCAUGGAUAACUUCUGUAGCACGUGGUACAAUACAUGCAAUAUUAGAAAAGAUUUUUACUAUACCACAGUUAUCAUCACAUGGUACGCGACAAUUAUUGACUGAUUUAGGUUAUUUAGCUAAUGUAUUAUCUACUCUUGAUAUUUCGCCUACUAGAGAAUUGGAAAAAACUGUCAAAGUACUAGAAAUGGACGAAGAUCAAGUUUUUAAGGUGUUGAGGAAUAAAGAUAAAAAUAAUAUUGAAAAUAAUGAGGAAUUUAUUGGCGCAGGAGAUAGGGAAAUUUUGGUUAAGGUAGCUGGUAUUAGAGGAAUUAAGAUGCUGGAUUUAUAAAAUUGUAUAUAUCAUUUAACC